GAGCCUUCCCAGCAGCAGUAAGUGGCUGGUUCCCAGAUGUCUUCUGGGGCAUACUGACACCCAUCGGGGAUGGCGUCGGAGACAGAGAAGAGCCGGGCUUUGCUGCGGUCUUGUGGUGCUGAGUCUCUUCUUUCCAGCCUUGGCUUGGGUGUAUUUUGCCUAGUGGCUGACAGACUUCUUCAGUUUUCCAUAAUUCAGCAAAACGACUGGCUUCGUGCACUGUCAGAUAAUGCAGUGCACUGUGUGAUUGGUAUGUGGUCCUGGGCAGUUGUCAUUGGCAUCAAGAAGAAGACUGACAUUGGAGAAAUCAUUUUAGCUGGACUUCUCGCCUCUGUUAUUGACAUAGACCACUUUUUCCUAGCUGGAUCCCUUUCUCUAAAGGCUGCUUUGAAUCUUCCACGAAGACCUUUCCUUCACUGUUCUACUGUGAUACCUGUUGUGGCCCUGACCCUGAAGUUUAUUAUGCACAUUCUCAAGCUCAAAGACUCUUGGUGCUUCCUCCCUUGGAUGUUAUUUCUAUCCUGGACCUCACACCAUAUUCGAGACGGAAUUCGUCAUGGCUUGUGGAUAUGCCCAUUUGGAAAAACUUCUCCUCUGCCAUUCUGGCUUUAUGUAAUAAUGACAGCAUCUUUACCUCACAUCUGUUCAUUUGUUAUGUACUUAACAGGAACCAGACAAAUUAUGUCUUCCAAACAUGGAAUUCGUAUUGAUGUCUAAGGUAAACCAUGUGGCUGACUUAGAGAAGCAAAUAGUUCAGACAGGACAGUUAAAAGUAGCUAACAUUAAAGCAAAUUUAAAUUAAAUCUUAAUAAUUAUCAUUCUUUCUUCUAAAACACUAUAGUGCAAUUUUAGACAAUCACUUAUGCUAUGCCGUAUUUUUACUAUUCUCUUUAGCUAUAAGGUAUUAGAUUAGCAUCUAGUUAUGUUUCUGAAAGUGUAUUGUUGAUGUAGUCUAUUUGUGUUGAAAAAUAACUCAGAAUUUUAGUGACUAAUUAAUGGGAGGUUAGUUCAUAUUUGAACACACUUUUUCAGGAGAUAUUAAAAUAACGAGAAAGUUGAAUAAGAUGAGAUUGUGAGGGGGCUGGCGCAAUACAGCAGGCAGGGUGCUUGCCUUGCAUGUGGCCAACCCGGUUCAAUCCCCAGGUCCUCAUAUGGUCCCUGGCAGAGCCAGGUAUAAGCUCUGAGCACCACCA
Sorex fumeus (smoky shrew) is the source of this 1193-nucleotide messenger RNA. RefSeq names its product transmembrane protein 267 (gene TMEM267). The transcript is spliced from 2 exons. NCBI's taxonomy places the organism in Eukaryota, Metazoa, Chordata, Mammalia, Eulipotyphla, Soricidae. Bases 70 to 717 code for a protein of 215 amino acids. The record is from RefSeq and is a predicted model, not a curated record.